Messenger RNA from Periophthalmus magnuspinnatus, 2429 nucleotides. RefSeq names its product ring finger protein 207a (gene rnf207a). Bases 174 to 2048 code for a protein of 624 amino acids. The record is from RefSeq and is a predicted model, not a curated record. Gene Ontology annotation, biological process: regulation of heart looping; regulation of cardiac muscle contraction. Gene Ontology annotation, cellular component: perinuclear region of cytoplasm. The transcript is spliced from 18 exons. Gene Ontology annotation, molecular function: Hsp70 protein binding; zinc ion binding; transmembrane transporter binding. NCBI's taxonomy places the organism in Eukaryota, Metazoa, Chordata, Actinopteri, Gobiiformes, Gobiidae.
CAUUCCUGCUGCGGGGGGCAGAUAGUGCCACUGAGUGUAAGACAGUGGCUCAUGCGCUUUCUGUGGACAAGCUAGCAUGCUCAAUUUAAUUUAGUUGCGUUAAACAGAACUAUUGUUUUGCUCACAGCCUUUUUUUCUCGAAAUUGAAAGGAUAAUUCUAAUAAACUGAAAAGAUGGCUGGCUCCAUCUUCACUAACCUGGAUAACCUGUGUAACGUGGAUUGUAGCAAUGUCCACCCUCUUAUGUGCCACCUUUGCCACGAGCAGUACCAAUCCCCUUGUCUGCUGGACUGUUACCACAUCUUCUGUGCCCGCUGCUUAAGAGGCCGCACCAAUGACAACCGCCUCAACUGCCCCCUCUGUGGGUAUCCAUCUAUGCUUAAGGGGAAUAAUGCCCUCCCACCAGAAGAUCGUCUGUUAAAGUUUCUUGUUGACAGCAACACAGACUGUGAGGAGACAGUGCUGUGUGCAAACUGUGAUGAGGAGAGCAGCAAAAAGGACCAAGGAGUCAUGUAUUACUGUAACACAUGCAGCCAGCCUCUGUGUGCCUCCUGCCGUGAGCUGACACAUAAAGCCAGAAUGUUUGCCCAUCAUGAGAUUGUGUCCUUGGCCAAGCGCACCCGAGCCAAACACAAGAUGUGCUCUCUUCACCAGGAGCCCUAUAUCCUCUUCUCAACCCAGAACAAGUCAAUGCUUUGCAUCAAGUGCUUCAGAGACAUGCAAGUAGAGAGUCGGACCCACUGCAUUGAUAUUGAAACUGCAUAUGUCCAGGGCUGUGAGAUGUUGGACCAGGCUGUCUUGGUGGUGAAAGAGCUCCAGACUUCAGCACGAGAGGCAAUAGUUCUUCUGAGAGCGAUGAUAGGCGAAGUGUGCUUGAAUGUGGAGGAAGAGGAGAGUGCAAUUUGUACUCUGUUCAACAGCUUACAGGAGAAGUUGGCAGAAAGAAAGAAGAUUCUGUUAAAAGCAGCCCAAAGUCAACAUGAGGAGAAGGAGAAAGCACUGAAGGAGCAGCUCUCACACCUCACUGCUCUCCUGCCUACACUUCAGGUUCAUCUUGUCACAUGUUCUGCUUUUCUCAACUCAGCCAACAAGUUUGAGUUUCUGGAUAUGGGCUAUCAACUGAUGGAACGGCUACAGCGGAUAGUAAAACUGCCUCAUCGACUCAGACCAGUACAGAGCAGCAAAAUCAACACUGACUAUCGCAGUGAGUUUGCCCGGUGUCUUGAGCCGCUGCUGCUGAUCGGAGCACGCGUCCCUGUUUCUGUCAGUGGCUGCACCAACAGGCUGCAGUCUCCUCUGUCUGUGUGCUGCCGCUCCCCGUCCCUCAGUGAGAUGCCCGUGGGCUCCAUGCUCGGGCGCAAACCCACCUCUCACCGAAACGUCUGCACCAAGGUCCUGUUGGCAGAGGGCAGAGAGACCCCCUUCACUGAGCACUGCCGCAGCUAUGAGAACAAUUACAGGACUUUGCAGGCAGACAUCCAGAGCUUGAAGGAUCAGGUUCAGGAGCUGCACCGGGAUCUGACCAAGCACCACUCCAUCAUCAACACAGAGAAGAUGGGAGAGAUCCUGGACAGGUCUCUCCACAUUGACCACCAGAUUACCUCCCAGUACUCCACAGUGGAGACUAUGAGGGCCAUAUUUGAAGAGAUCUGGGAAGACACUUUCCAGAGAGUCACAAAUGAGCAAGAAAUCUAUGAAGCCCAGUUGCAUGAUCUACUGCAGCUGAAGCAAGAGAAUUCCUACCUGACCACAAUCGCAAAACAAAUCAACCCUUAUAUCAUGUCCAUAGCCAAGGUCAAAGAGAGACUGGAGCCCAGAUUUCAGGAAUCAAAAGAACCCCAUGAUGACCGCACAGACACAAUGCUAACAAUUUAUGAAGACAGUGCUUUGCGGAAACAAAGUCAUGACAGUAAUACCCGUCUUAGCGACCCAGACCGCAUGAGCCUCCUGCUGAUCCCAGAUUCAGGGGAGAGUCCUGUCAAGACCAAUCGACCCAUCCUCCAGAGGGUCCCCACAGAGACGUCCAGUCACCACCAGAUGCCUUCAUAAACGCCAACAUUUGAUUUUCUGUCCUCCCUUAUCCCCCUCAAUGCAGCUACGUGCCUUAAUGCAAGCACAACAUACUUUAGCACGGCACCCGGGACUUCCACUGCUGCGCUGAUACAAGAGAAUAAAUAACUGUCAAGCAGCCCCCCCCACCCGCCCCACUUCCAUGCCGCCCCCACACCCCCCCUCAAGGUGAACUCAUGGACAACCAUUACCGGGACAGGCUGGUGGAGGUCAGAGACUCAAUGCUGUCAACACACUACAAAUUAUACUUUUUGUUUUUUAGCAAACAUGGAAUAACGGUGCACUUUGAUUGGAACUUGGUUAGUUUUGCCUUUAAAUGUGUUAGCUGUAAUUUCCUGAUAUACUUCUUGUCUAAUAUUG